AUGACUCCUGCAAGCAUGUACAACGAAUACCAUGAGGCCCUUACUCAAGGCAAUCCAGAAUUGAGCAAAGAGAGAGCCACGGCCCUCAGGCUGGAGAAGGCUCGACGUGUCAUUGAGCCGAGCGAUGGCCACUAUCGUCGACGCCUUGCCUUCAACAUUGCUCGGCUUUCCAUUGUUGAGCAGUCAGUGAUUCUCCUCGACGGGCCAGCCCUGUUUCCUGCCUCGGAGCUGACCGGUGACGACUCAGAGAACCCUAACCUUCCUCCUCCAGCUGCCAUGAGCCUCCCUGCGGAAGACUGCGCUGGGUUCCAGCUUGGCCUGGCCUUCACUGUUGGUCUGAUCCCCAUCGUCGGCCUGUGGCUGAGCCACAAUAUGGUGCGUUUAAAGCUCAGUGAUAUGAAGCUUAGCCAUGAGCGGCAAACAGAGCUCCAGCAGAAGAUGGUCACGACCAUGUCCCAGGACUUUCUGCUUCGCCUCUGUCUCCCCUUGGUUGGACCUUUGGUCUCCCGCUAUGCACAACCCCACCACGCGAUCCUCAAGCAUGCCGAUGAACUGGUCUCUGCUCAUACUAAGCAAAUCCAGCAGCGCUUCGACAAGCUCGUCUACGAGACACUUGCAGAGAAUGGGCUUUCCCUCGAGCAGUGGGAGAGCUACAACGCGGCUAGAGUAAACGUCGCCGUCGCCGCCGCCGCUCCUCCUUCCCUUGCUCCUCCUGCGGCUGGGUGGGUCCUCCUCGACAGUGACGAGGCCAUAGCGCUCGAAUUGAUUGAGCCUACGGUGCUCGAGUCGGCUGACUCCGCUGCAGAGCCAUACAUCGUUCGGAUCCAGACUGGCGGCGUACAUGCCGCAAACGCCCCUGUUCUGGGUGCCCAAGUCGGUGCCAGCUCCGCUCCCAGGGAGCAGGUUGAUGUUGGCUGCCUAGACCCAGAUGACGUGGCCUCUUCGUGCUCAUCUGAGUACAGCUUCUCGGUUCACCGAGAAUUGUCUAUCUUCAACGAGACCACAUCUGUCGCUGGCGAGGAUGCCGAGACCCAAAGUAGCUCGCCCGCCGUUGUCGUCGGUGCGGAGCAAACUCCUCAUCCUCGCAUCAUGCUAGUCGAUCCAAUCGCCGAUACGGCCGCGAUGGAUAUGAGCUCGUCGAUAGAUGUGAGCACGCCGGUGAAUCGGCAGACCCUUCUGAUCCCCGGACAUGUGCAGGGCAUCACUCAGACUGCGACCCUGUCUCUCACAUGUGUUGUUGAGUUGCACGACUCCACGCCCACCGUUGCGAUGCCACCCUAUCUCGAGGCCCUGCUCGCCUAUUGGCCACUCAUCCAACAUCCAGUGCCUCAGUUGAAUGAUGAUGAGGAAGAAACCAUCCCAACGACCGUCCUCCACGUCCGCCGCAUCAUCAUUGAUAUCCCAGAGAUGGCAACGAUCGCGGUCGCAUCCGUCUCCAGAUCGGCAACGCUCGCCUUAUCCAGUUCAGCGGUACCAGCUCCAAUGUUCUCAGCAACCUCGGGUCCUGGACUCAUCUCUGCUAGUGCUAAUGCGUCAGAGGUCUCGGAUACCCCUCAGCCUCAAGCAUCAGAGGUCCAAGCCUUCGCAGAGACUGAUAUUGCUUUUACCUCCCAACACAACAAGCCCACACCUACAAACGACUCGUCCAUCCUACCAACGUCUCAACCAGACCUCGAGCCAGUCGAAGUGGCCUUCUCAUCCUCUUCAUCCACUCUGUUGCUCUCAACGACGUCGUCGCCAUCUUUGUCGGAACUGGAGCGAACAGCCGUCGCGCGCCCUGCGAUGACGACUACUACCGACCGCCCAGAGGACCUUCCUACACGAUUCCGUGACUUGUCGAUUCAUAUGCUUGAAGCAGGACCCACCCGUGCCAACAGCCCCAGUGCCUCCGAAGAUGAUGAUUCAUUUACCACAAUAAUCGCCGCCCUGCCAAAUGAAUCCCGAACAGCCUCCACAUCCUCAACAUCGUCCUCGACUUCAACCCCUGCUCCCAGAUUAAGGCCAUCACAUCUCCAGGUGCCUCCCACUUUUGCCACCGCAGGUCGAUUCCAGUUCUCGAGCAGCAACGAGGUCUCGUCUGAAGAAGAGGGCUAUGGUGGCGGCUUUGGUCGCGACGAAGCUGACGACGACGACGUUAACCAACAAGAAGACUCUCCUGGCGAACGAAAUCAAGUCGACGCCACUUUCGUCGACAGUAACCACAACCACCAGCAAGGAGCACAACCCCAAGCGAGUGCAAUCGGCUCGGAGGACGAAGGCGUUGCUAGAGAUGACCGUGGCUUUAAGGUCGUCAGGCCUAGGGUUCGACUCCGCCCCGGCUACAAGUUCCGGAACCUCAACCACGAAGAACUGUUCGUCGGUUUCGACAGCGUCAGCUCCCGCCUUGAUGACUAUGAUCGCAAUGACCGGCAGCAGCGAGUCACGGGAAUGAGUAAGCCGCGAGAGUGCGGCGAAACGCAGCUGGACUCGCUUGCAGUGAGAGUCUCUAGUUUGACGACGCGGGAGCCUCUUCAAGCCAGAAAUCCGGAUCCACGGAGCGAUCUUAAAUCGCAUUGGAGCAGCCCCCAAGAUGCCGAUGUGGCGACCUUAGACGCAGCAUUUGUCAAUCUCGAGCUGAAUAGAGGUCCAGCGAGGACUCAAGCCGGAGAACUAGCUCGAGGAGGCUCCCACGUCCAGCGGGAUAUCAGGCAACCGUCAGUAACAGAAGAGAUGCAAGGCUUUGUUGGAGUUGUAGGGGACAAGGCUGAGAUCGAGGAAGAGGACGACCAGGACAACGGACGGGAUGUUGAAAUUCAGGCGUUGGCUAUUGGGGAGCACUGGCAGUCAAUAAGAAGCCGGGCCCAACACCCAACAACCAUCAUGGCCUCUCAGGAUAGAAGAGAGAGUGUUCUUCGAUCUCCUCUUCCUCUUCACCCUCCUCCAAUUCCCCCCCGCCCUCCCUAUCGAUCUCUCUCCUUCAUUCGCAUUAUGUCUCCAGGUCGCGAUUCCAUGCCGUCGAUCUCGUCGUCAGCACCACCAUCGCCUCUACAGCAACAACCAUUCGCACAACCUCAACAACAGGUUCGCUCAGUCACCGACCAGCCUUUGAACAAACAACAACUGCUCCUCCAACACGUUCAACCACCUUUCCAACAACAAAGCCUUCACGUCGGAGGAGCACCGACCUACCACCAGUGUCCAACAGCUACCAGAACCGGCAUCCACAGCAGCGAGAUUUCCGUCCCCCUCGGCAGCAUGGACACCUACGCCGCCAGCAGCGAACCACCAACAUCCACUACCACAGCGUUUUCAGCAACCAACACAGGCACAGGCGCAAGCGCAGGUGAGGAGUGGUCGACUCCACCAACCGAACAAUCAGCAAGCCUUCUCCUCUGCGCGCCCUUUGUCCCCAAGUUCGAUGACAGCGACGACGACAAGAUCCCUCCAGUCGUAGCUGUCCGCGCCCCGAACUCGCGCAGUGGGGUUCGUCUGCCGUUCCAAAACCAAGCGAGACAGCAGGCAAUGUUUGAAAGACAGCAGCAGAUCCCAAACCUCACGGUACCUUUGGUAUCGCAGAGGUUUUCUUGUGAUGCGACAGUUCCUCAGUCGAUGGCAGCAACAGGGGCGGCAGGAGCAGCGGGGGCGACAUCUAGUCUUGGGGGAGGAAGGAUGACGGAGCAAGCGAUCGAGAACAAGUUCUUACAGAUCUCGGAACCAACGCACAUCAUUGGGCAGAGGUUAAUCGCGCAGGAUAUUGCGGCUGUGAGGUCGUGGCAUGCCAGGCAUAAGCAGGACCAAAUGUGCACGUCCAGGAACAACGUCAACUCCUACACCUCGGAGUCAUCACCCUCGUCGGCCCAACAACCUUUCCGCCAGCAGCAGCAACAGCAACAGCAACAGCAACAGCAACAGCAACAGCAACAGCAACAGCAACAGCAACAGCAACAGCAACAGCAACCGCUCCAGUACCAACCACAACAACAGGUUAUUACCCAACAGCAAUAUCAAUUUCUUCAUCGCCAUCAACUUCAACAACCCCUUCAGCCUCAGCACCAACCAAAGUACCAAGAGCAGCUUCAGGAACAGGAAAGGACUCACCUCCCGGGGGGAGGACAACAGCGACCUUGGUCGCAGACAACGGACGAUCCAACUGAGGACCUGAACGGCGACUAUAGCACCGACGCAGACGCGGCGUUUCUCUCCGAGCGCCAGUUCCAGGACCCUCGACUCCUCCAACAGCAUCACCUUCAUCAGCGCCAAAGCACCACCAACAUCAAUGGCAGCAACCAGUUCAUCGAUGGACCCUUGGCUCCACCUCUUCAACCAUGGUUGGCCGACACAGCCUCGUCAUCCCAGUACCCGAGCUCAAGAAUCAUCCACCCUCGACUUCUCUUCCAACAGCAACAGCAAACUCACCAUCAUCAACAACAAAUCCUCUCCCAGCAACAACAGCAGCUCCAACAACAGUAUUUGUUGCCCAACCAGUCUGGAUUCAACUUUGGGCAAUACUCUCAACAUCAUCGACACCAACAAAUCAACAUCAACCCCUCUCAAACUCACAACGAACAGCCUGGGUUCCCUCCCCAACAGCACCACCACCACCAACAAGUCGUCCAACCAUCAUCUCAGUUCGUGUUGCCCUCCCAAGACCGAGCAUUCCAACUCCAGCGCAUCCUCCAACAGCAAAAUCACCACCACCAGCAGCAGCAGCAGCAAUGCGAGCAACAAGCCCAUCACGAGGAGAAGCAACGACAACUGCGGAUGCAGGUCCGUAUCCAAGACGAACAAAGGACCCGCGAGAUGCAGGGGCAAGAUCGGCUGUCGCGUGCGCUUUUGCAGAGUCAGAGUCUGGAGCAGGCGCGACUUGGGAUGGCUCUGGCGAAGCAGGUUCAGGUUCAGCAGGUUCAGGUUCCACAACCGCAAGGACUGCGGGGAGCGCAAGGGCAAUGGCAGGGAGGGCUUGUAGGAGAAGGAGGAGGAGGAGGAGGAGGAGGAGGAGGAGGAGGAGGAGGAGGAGGAGGAGGAGGAGGAGGAGGAGGAGGAGGAGGAGGAGGAGGCGGGAUUGGACAAGGGAGAGUCAGUCAGACCCCGCUGCCGUCGUUGAUGACAGCCGAGCAGAAUCACCAGUUGGAUGCAGUGCUGUAUGGGGAAUAUGUGCAGGAGUUGGGCGAGAAGGGGCAUGAUAAGGAAGAGCAGCAGAAGUAA
This is a messenger RNA of Linnemannia hyalina, 5184 nucleotides long. The record is from the annotation of a GenBank genome assembly. Lineage: Eukaryota; Fungi; Mortierellomycota; Mortierellomycetes; Mortierellales; Mortierellaceae.